AUGAGUAGUGAUUCAGGUGGCGAAGAGCAAGAAAAAAAUUAUAUUGCGGAUGGGUGGGCAUGUUUUCGAGCCAAAAGGAGUCUCUCACUUUUGAUUCCUUUCUCUAUCGAAAAUGCUGGAUCCGCCACAGCAACAACAACAACAAUAAACAACAAGGUGAAGGCACCCGGUUGGGAUAUGAUCGAAACGUUGUUUAAUUAUCUCGUGUCACAAUUGAGGGACAUAUGCAAAUAUCUCUUUACGAUGAACACUGAUAAAAUGUUGUUGAAUGUUACCACUUGUUGUGCUUUACAUAGUCCAUAUAUUGACAAUUGUGAUACUAUCACUGUCAAUACUGACAAUGAAACUGAGAUUCGUGCGGUUUUGGAAGGCGAUGAAAACGAUAAGACAGAUCUACCGGUAGAGCCAUUCUCUAAAGACGACAGACACCAACAGAAUCACAGCAAAAUGAAUUCCUUAACCAAAUCUUGCCUCAAUGCUAAUUAUAGAUGA
Molecule: messenger RNA, 492 nt
Organism: Phycomyces blakesleeanus NRRL 1555(-)
Lineage: Eukaryota; Fungi; Mucoromycota; Mucoromycetes; Mucorales; Phycomycetaceae
Exons: 2
Coding region: 1-492 (163 amino acids)
Source: RefSeq, a predicted model, not a curated record